Molecule: messenger RNA, 779 nt
Organism: Drosophila albomicans
Lineage: Eukaryota; Metazoa; Arthropoda; Insecta; Diptera; Drosophilidae
Product: lysophospholipase-like protein 1
Exons: 1
Coding region: 95-739 (214 amino acids)
Biological process (GO): protein depalmitoylation
Cellular component (GO): cytoplasm
Molecular function (GO): palmitoyl-(protein) hydrolase activity; carboxylic ester hydrolase activity
Source: RefSeq, a predicted model, not a curated record
UCCUACACUAAAUACAAUAUUAUUUCAAAGUCACUUUAGCAAUUAGUAUCAUAUUUCAAGAUUUGUAAAAUUACUUUUGUGUUUAAUUUCCCAAAUGCUGCGCAAACGAACUGCAAGUGUAAUCAUCUUUCAUGGCUCUGGCGACACAGGCGCUGGCAUUAAGAAUUGGGUUCGCAGUUUACUUGGCAGAGAUUUCAAAGGUUCCCACAUCAGAUACGUUUACCCCACGGCGCCGUGGCAAAGUUACACGCCCUACGAUGGUGAAGAGGCGAACGUGUGGUUCGAUCGCAAAAAAAUACACAUCGCAGCGGAUGAGGAGAGCGACAACAUGUCAGGGGCAUACGAUAUAGCUAAUGAUCUAAUACAACAGCAGCUGGACUCGGGUAUUCCCCAGCAUCGCAUUAUAGUCGGUGGCUUCUCGAUGGGCGGCGCUUUAGCUCUGCACACUGGAUACCAUCUCAACACGAACUUGGCUGGUGUCUUCGCUCACUCUGCUUUCCUCAAUCGCAAAUCGAUUGUAUAUGAAUCAUUGCAGAAUGAAACGGAGACUCCUGAGUUGAACAUGUUUCAUGGCACCGACGAUGAUGUUGUGGACUUUGCUUGGGGUCAAGAGACCUACAAUGCUCUAAUCGAUUUGGGUGUAAGGGGUUCAUUUACUCGACUGCCAAAUGCAGAGCACGAGCUGAUGGAGAGCUCGUUGCUCGACGUGGAGCAAUGGAUACUGCAAAAGUUAUCCUAGAGAAUACAUAUUUAUUGUUAAUAAAGUGUUUAAUGCAAGA